AUGAUGUGUGGAGAGAAAGAGACAGGCACAUAAAAGAGCGAAAGCGAGAAUGACAGUCGGUCAAAUUUGAACGUAAACAAACCGGCAUCAUCAUUCCAGCAUCGUUGUCGGCCAAGUCAAGUUAAACAUUGUUAGUUCAGUUAACAAAAUAAGAGUUUAUUCCAAGUGUUUUAAGUGAAAAUGGAGAACGUGAAGCGUGCUAGGAAAAGUGGUAUGCUAAGCAAGCUUGGGCAGGCGAUAAGGGAGGAGUGCGAGCGAGAAUGGGAAGCGGAAAACCAACCAGGAACCAACCGACGCCAAGAAGCACCAGUGAUUGAAAUUCCGCAUGCUGGUUCGGAAUUCGUUGAUGAGAAUGCCUCCGAUGAAGAAGUAUUUGACGACGAUGAGCCCGAAGAAGAAUGGUUGGAGGAAUGGCUGAACGAAAGUGACGAAGAUGAAGGCGAAGAUAAUCAGCAUACAGAAAAUUAUGUAACGGAUCCUCAAUCUUAAAACAUAUUAUCAAGGAAAUUACGAAUGUGGGCCCUAUCUCAUCGAAUAACCCACACAGCUAUAAAUGAUUUGCUUGGGAUCAUA
Molecule: messenger RNA, 573 nt
Organism: Anopheles gambiae (African malaria mosquito)
Lineage: Eukaryota; Metazoa; Arthropoda; Insecta; Diptera; Culicidae
Exons: 2
Coding region: 181-489 (102 amino acids)
Source: RefSeq, a predicted model, not a curated record